Molecule: messenger RNA, 267 nt
Organism: Sungouiella intermedia
Lineage: Eukaryota; Fungi; Ascomycota; Pichiomycetes; Serinales; Metschnikowiaceae
Source: the annotation of a GenBank genome assembly
AUGUCUGAAAAAGAAAUUGACGCCGACAAGAACGAAUGUAAACCUUUUGCAUGUGCCAUUCAGGACUGCUUGCAGGCAAACGGAUACAACGAGUCCAAAUGCACCAAGGUCAUCGAUGAAUUGUAUAAGUGUUGCAAGACGUUCUACGAGAAGAACGGGCCAGAGGCACAGAGUGUUUGUUGCCCAAAGUUCAAUCUUUUGCAGUUGAAGCUUAAGCAGCGACUGUUGGGCAAGAUCGAUGCCGAGCUUAUUCAACAGAGGAGGUAG